AUGUACGGUUUUUAUUUAGUUCUUUUUUUGACAAUUGCGUUAUUUGAAAAAGCAUCUUGUGGGGUGUCUAUUUCGUUUUGUAAUCCAACAACAACAGGCCUUUUUCCAUUUCCUGGAAAUUGUACUAAAUAUAUUUCAUGCAAUCAAGGAGUAACUACGAUUUUUAGUUGUACUCAUGGUUCAACAUUUAAUCAAGAAUUGAAUCGAUGUGACUAUGAGCAAAGACCAGAUAAUUGUCAAAAUUCUAUUGGUAGUCUAAAAGAUUUACGAAUCUUUUGUCCAAAAGGUUCUAGUAAUAGUUUUCCGCAUCCUUUUGAUUGCAAAAAAUAUAUUGCGUGCAGUCAUGGUUUGACUUAUAAUAUGAACUGCAGUGAUGGAACAGUGUACAGCUCUAUGAAAUCUAUUUGUGAUUGGCGUUAUAAUGUUCCUGGAUGUUACGGAAAUUUAGGUGAUGGUGUUACUCUGCGAGGUGACGUUAUUUUAUCUUCAAUAAAUUUAGAUACUGGAAGUAUGAGUUUUGAGACUAUAAAAUAUGUUGGAAAUGAGCAUCAAACUAAUCAAAAUCAUCCACUUCAUGAAACAAAUAAGCCUUCACUAGGAAAUAACCAACCCUCUCUACAACCUGUUAAUUAUAACAACCAUUCUACCAAUAAACCAAUUCACUACAAUCCUGAACAACAACCUAACUAUUCAAUCCAGAAUGGAUAUGCUAACGGGAAUCAACAGUAUAAUCAUCAAACUAAUUAUGGAAAUCAACAAAUCAUUUCGAAUGAAAAUUACUCUGCAAAUGGUCCAACUUAUCAUCAACCUGGAAAACCUUCAAGUAAUUUAGUUCACAGCCCGACCAUUAAUCAGAAUCCACCACUAAAUUAUCCAACUACUCCAAAUACUCAUCUACAACCAGUUCAAAAUGAAAAUUAUGGAGUAAAUAUACCGCCUUAUCAUCAGUCUCCAUUAAAUCAUGGAUAUUACUCAACUCCAAAUAAGUAUCCUAAUCAAAAUCAAGCUACUGGUUAUCAAACUGAUUCAAAACAUAAUCAAGACUCAAGUAUAUAUAAACUUAAUACUCCUACAAAAACGACGCCAGCACAAAGCAAUAGCCAACCAAUAAUAUUUCCGACAGAAAAACCUACCACUGAAGAGGACAAAGACCUAGAUAUAGAUAUUAGAAUGAUAGACGAUAAAUUAAAUGACAGAUCAAUUUCAAAAAUAAGAAGAAAUGGUAGAGCAGACACAGUACUUUCAUUUGAUCAAGUACUUGCUAUCAAUAAUUUAACUGAAUCAAAGAAAGUGUUCAAUAAAUUGAAUGAAGAUAAAGAUCAUAUUGAAUUAUCUUCAGAACUUCAUGCCAGAAUAGUUAAUUCUCCAAAUAAUUGGUUUAAUGGUAAACCACUGGAACCGAUCGAUAAUCAUAUCGAUGGAAGUCGUGCUACGGAGCAGGUGAAUGAUGGUAAAUUAGUUAGGUUCAAAGAAGAAAUUGAAUCAGUUUCAUUUAUUACAACUAAAGCUCCAUCGACUAAGAUUAUCGUAGAAAAUUCUCCUUCAAUUAAUGUUCUUAAUUAUAAUUAUAUUGAAGAUAACGGUAAUGGUAGUGUACAAAUAGAUCAAGAUUAUUCGAAAAUUCGUAACCACACUGUUAGAUCUAGAAUGAAUAAUAAUAAUGUCAGAAAAAGUAGGGAAAUUCAACAAUUAAAUCAUGAAUCUACGGGGCUCAGAACACUUUUUAGCGAUAAUUCCACAGAUGACACAUUUUUGUCGACGUUAUUUGUUACUCAAUUUAAGUCUAACAAUAACAGUCAACAUAUUAAAGUAAUAAAUCAGCUCUCCGGUCAGGUUCUUCGGUUAAGAGGAGGAUCUAGUGCUCACCAUGGAUAUGUUGAAAUUCGUGGAAUCGGAUUUGUUGGUCAAUGUGACAACACUUGGAAUUUAAAAAGAGCUCAUAAAAUCUGUAAAUAUCUUGGAUAUAAAAGGGGUGCUAAAAUAAUUUGGAAGGGUCAAAGUAAUGAUACUGAGUUGCCUUUAUCAUCACUUGAAUCUGAUGUCUUUUGUCAAGAUGAGCAAUCAGAAUUUCAUGUCUGUAAAUUAAAAACUAACUCUGAGUGUAGUAUUGAACGUAAUACAAUAGGUGUUGAAUGUAUGUUGGAUUCUUCAGCCUACUGUAGUACAGAUGAUGUACCGUUCCAUAAAAACUGUUAUCAUUUAGUUAAUUCAAGCUUGGAUUUGAGUCAUGAUGAUGCAAUACAAUAUUGCUCUUCAAGAAAUUCAUCUCUGUUAUACAUAACAGCACAAGAUGAAAAUGAUUUUAUUUCUGAAUGGUUAACACAAAAGUAUCCUCAAGUUGAAUCGAUUAUGACUGCUGGUAUAGGAUUUACUACGAUGGCUCGAACUAUUUGGGUUUGGCAAGAUUCUGCGAAAUCUUUCUUUAAUUUCAUGAAAUGGUGGCCCGGAUGGAAAAACGAAAAGACUCUUCCACCUUCAGCAAAGUCAUCAGCUUCAUGUAUUGUCAUGAAAAAUAAAUUCCCCUGCUAUGAUCAACCCAACUUAAAUUGUCGAACUAAUGGUUAUUUCUUCUGGGAUGUUGAAGAUUGUACAUCCUCUAUGAAGGGGAAUUAUUAUAUAUGUAAACGACCAUACAACAACAUUUCUCUAUGA
Messenger RNA from Chelonus insularis, 2652 nucleotides. RefSeq lists its product as uncharacterized. NCBI's taxonomy places the organism in Eukaryota, Metazoa, Arthropoda, Insecta, Hymenoptera, Braconidae. The record is from RefSeq and is a predicted model, not a curated record. The transcript has 7 exons. Gene Ontology annotation, cellular component: extracellular region; membrane. Bases 1 to 2652 code for a protein of 883 amino acids. Gene Ontology annotation, molecular function: chitin binding.